Falco peregrinus (peregrine falcon) is the source of this 1205-nucleotide messenger RNA. RefSeq names its product replication termination factor 2 (gene RTF2). Gene Ontology annotation, biological process: site-specific DNA replication termination at RTS1 barrier; mitotic DNA replication termination. The transcript has 9 exons. NCBI's taxonomy places the organism in Eukaryota, Metazoa, Chordata, Aves, Falconiformes, Falconidae. Bases 85 to 1008 code for a protein of 307 amino acids. The record is from RefSeq and is a predicted model, not a curated record. Gene Ontology annotation, cellular component: nucleus.
GCGCACCGGAAGUACUUCUCGCCCUCAGAAGUGCGCGGCCGGUGGGGAGGAGCGGACCCGGAAGUGUGGCGCGGCGGCAGCGAGAUGGGAUGCGAUGGCGGCACCAUCCCCAAGCGACACGAGCUGGUCAAGGGGCCCCGCAAAGUGGAGAAGGUUGACAAAAAUGCUGAAUUAGUGGCAAGGUGGUACUACUGUGCUCUGAGUCAAGAGAAGUUAUGUCGGCCAAUUGUAGCCUGUGAGCUAGGCAGGUUGUAUAAUAAAGAUGCCAUCAUUGAAUUUUUGUUGGAGAAGUCAGCUGAUAAGACUCCUAUGGAAGCUGCAUCACAUAUCAAGAGCAUUAAGAAUGUAACAGAACUAAACCUUGCAGAUAAUCCAGCUUGGAGUGGUGAUAAAGAGAGUAUAAAAGGUGACAAAUAUGAUGACAUCCAGUCUGCACGCUUUAUAUGCCCUGUGGUGGGAUUGGAAAUGAAUGGAAGACAUAGGUUUUGCUUCCUGAGAAACUGUGGUUGUGUGUUCUCUGAACGUGCUCUCAAAGAAAUUAAAUCAGAAGUUUGUCACAAGUGUGGUGUUCCCUUUCAAGAGGAAGAUGUGAUUGUCCUUAAUGGUAAUAAAGAAGAUGUGGAAGUAUUGAAGAAAAGGAUGGAGGAUAGAAGACUUAAAAGUAAAUUAGAAAAGAAAUCGAAGAAAUGUAAGUCAGCAGAAUCAGCUUCUCAGCAAGACACCACUGAAGAUUGUCCAGGUCCGUCGAAGGCUAAGAGUGGAAAGGAUUGUAUCAACUCCAGUUCUGGGGAAAAGAGGCAGAUUAUCUUCACCAAAAGUUCAGAUAAUGGAAAUUCAUCUGUACCCAUAAAAGUCAGUAAGGCUGCCUCUACUACUACGAAGAGAUCCAUUGCAGACAGUGAGGAGAAAUCAGAGGCAUACAAAUCUAUUUUUACAUCGCACAGCUCAGCAAAACGUUCAAAGGAAGAGUGUUCCAAUUGGAUUACUCACACGGCAUACUAUUUCUGAAACAAUGAUGAGCCUGAUUGUAACAUUCAUUACUGCUUUCCUUCCCUAAGGCUUCUUCUGUACAACUCUGAUACAGAACUUCUGUUGUAAUCUGAUGUUAUCUGGAAUUAUUCAGUUUAAGUUGUUUAUAAACUUACAAAUAACUAACGAACUUGUGUUAAGUACACUUCUGGUAAGUAAGAAAUAGAUCACCAGCA